GUCGCAAUUUUGUGAAAUUUUUCGCAUGACGCAAUAACAUUUGUUUGAAAAAACAUCGCCCUAGUGACGUGUUUUUUUGUUUAAAUUUUAACAAAAUUAAUUUUGUAAAUUUGUCGAUCUGUUCAAAACCAAACCACAUAAUGCAGAUCUUCGUGAAGACUUUGACUGGUAAAACCAUCACCUUGGAGGUCGAGCCCUCCGAUACCAUCGAAAACGUCAAAGCUAAGAUCCAGGACAAGGAAGGUAUCCCCCCAGACCAGCAACGUUUGAUCUUCGCUGGCAAACAACUCGAAGACGGACGCACUUUGUCUGACUACAACAUCCAGAAGGAAUCGACGCUCCACUUGGUUUUGAGAUUGAGGGGCGGUAUGCAAAUCUUCGUUAAGACACUCACUGGCAAGACCAUCACUCUGGAAGUUGAGCCCUCUGAUACGAUCGAGAACGUCAAAGCCAAGAUCCAGGACAAGGAGGGCAUCCCUCCAGAUCAACAGCGUUUGAUUUUCGCUGGUAAACAACUCGAAGACGGACGCACCUUGUCCGAUUACAACAUCCAGAAGGAAUCCACCCUUCACUUGGUUUUGCGUCUGAGGGGAGGCAUGCAGAUCUUCGUCAAGACCUUGACUGGGAAAACCAUUACUUUGGAAGUCGAACCUUCCGACACGAUUGAAAACGUCAAGGCUAAGAUUCAGGAUAAGGAAGGGAUCCCACCAGACCAACAAAGAUUGAUCUUUGCCGGGAAACAACUAGAAGAUGGGCGUACCCUCUCAGAUUACAACAUCCAGAAGGAAUCCACCCUUCACUUGGUAUUGCGUUUGAGAGGUGGCAUGCAAAUUUUCGUCAAAACCCUGACUGGCAAGACCAUCACCUUGGAGGUCGAACCUUCUGAUACCAUUGAGAAUGUUAAGGCCAAGAUCCAAGACAAGGAAGGUAUCCCACCAGACCAACAAAGAUUGAUCUUCGCUGGAAAACAACUUGAAGACGGCCGUACUCUUUCCGACUACAAUAUCCAAAAAGAAUCCACCCUCCACUUGGUGUUGCGUCUCCGAGGUGGCAUGCAAAUUUUCGUGAAGACUUUGACUGGAAAAACGAUCACUCUUGAAGUCGAACCUUCGGACACAAUCGAAAACGUGAAGGCGAAAAUUCAGGACAAAGAGGGGAUUCCCCCAGAUCAGCAAAGAUUGAUUUUCGCCGGCAAACAGUUGGAGGAUGGUCGCACACUCUCCGACUACAACAUCCAGAAAGAGUCGACCCUCCACUUGGUGUUGCGUCUCCGUGGUGGCAUGCAAAUCUUCGUAAAGACUUUGACUGGGAAGACGAUCACUUUGGAAGUAGAACCAUCGGACACUAUCGAAAACGUUAAGGCGAAAAUUCAGGACAAAGAGGGGAUUCCCCCAGAUCAGCAGAGGUUGAUCUUCGCCGGCAAACAGCUCGAAGAUGGCCGAACUCUCUCCGACUACAACAUUCAAAAAGAAUCAACACUCCACUUAGUAUUGCGGCUCCGAGGUGGCAUGCAAAUUUUCGUUAAAACUCUGACUGGCAAAACCAUCACCCUGGAAGUCGAACCUUCUGAUACAAUUGAGAACGUCAAGGCUAAGAUUCAAGACAAAGAGGGUAUCCCACCAGACCAACAAAGAUUGAUCUUUGCUGGAAAACAACUAGAAGACGGCCGUACUCUUUCCGAUUACAAUAUCCAGAAGGAAUCCACUCUCCACUUGGUGUUGCGUCUCCGAGGUGGCAUGCAAAUUUUCGUGAAGACCUUGACGGGAAAGACGAUCACUUUGGAAGUAGAACCCUCAGACACAAUUGAGAAUGUUAAAGCUAAAAUCCAGGAUAAAGAAGGCAUUCCUCCAGAUCAGCAGAGGUUGAUCUUUGCUGGCAAACAACUCGAAGAUGGGCGCACCCUGUCGGACUAUAAUAUUCAAAAAGAAUCAACCCUACAUUUAGUAUUGCGUCUGCGAGGAGGUAUGCAAAUUUUCGUGAAGACGUUGACUGGGAAAACAAUUACGUUGGAAGUUGAGCCAUCGGACACGAUUGAAAAUGUGAAGGCCAAAAUUCAAGAUAAGGAAGGUAUUCCCCCAGACCAGCAAAGAUUGAUCUUUGCGGGAAAACAGUUGGAAGAUGGUCGCACACUUUCGGACUACAAUAUCCAAAAGGAAUCCACUCUUCAUCUAGUCUUACGUCUUCGCGGAGGACAGUAAUUUUCUGGAAUUUCUAUGCUUAAUAUUUUUUUUACUUUUUGUUACAAGUUUCCUGAAAUUACGAAUAGAGAAUAAAGAUUGAUGGCUUAA
Messenger RNA from Tribolium castaneum (red flour beetle), 2288 nucleotides. It is a transcript of the gene Ubi-p63E, whose product is annotated as Ubiquitin-63E. The record is from RefSeq and is a predicted model, not a curated record. Bases 141 to 2198 code for a protein of 685 amino acids. Lineage: Eukaryota; Metazoa; Arthropoda; Insecta; Coleoptera; Tenebrionidae. Gene Ontology annotation, biological process: protein ubiquitination; modification-dependent protein catabolic process. Gene Ontology annotation, cellular component: cytoplasm; nucleus. The transcript is spliced from 2 exons. Gene Ontology annotation, molecular function: protein tag activity; ubiquitin protein ligase binding; RNA binding.